Molecule: messenger RNA, 825 nt
Organism: Eimeria necatrix
Lineage: Eukaryota; Apicomplexa; Conoidasida; Eucoccidiorida; Eimeriidae
Source: RefSeq, a predicted model, not a curated record
AUGCCAUUCUUUGGCUUUUACCACCGAGAGCCGGCUAUCUGCGCCGCCGCGCCUUCUGGACCGAUACAUCAUGGUGGAGCAGAUGCGGCACCGGCACCCACAAGAGAAGCUGCAGCGAGAGCACCUGCUGCACAAGCAACACAAAAAAAGGCAGCUGUAGCAGAAUGGGUGCCGCUGUUUUUGCUACGCAGCGGCAAACCGCCGCCGACUCCAGACGGCAGUACAGCAAUGGCAGCUGCACGUCAGUCUUCCCAAGCAGCAGCUUAUGAGGCAGCAGCAGCAGCGGUGGAGGCUCUUAAUACAACAGAAGGGGCGAAUGGUAGCACACCCGCUGUAAAAGCAGCAGCAAGGGCUGUAGGCCUAGAACCAGUACCACCAGCUGAACUAGUGGGGAAGUAUAUCGCGCUUUUCUUCGGGGCGUCCUGGUGCCCUCAUUGUCGGGACUUUUCUGCACGGCUUCACCAGGUUUACAGCCAGCUAAAACAGCUGCAGCAGGAGCAGCAGCCGCCUCUGUUCGAGACAAUCUACAUCCCCUGCGACCGUUCCCCUGCUGAAUUCGCCGCAUUCGCAUAUACAAUGCCCUGGCUGUCACUUCCCUUCGGAGACUAUAGUGCACUAGUGCGGCGCUUUGGAAUUCGUCGUUUACCCUCCAUCAUUCUGAUUACACCAGAUGACCACAUCCUUACCUCGGACGCCGUGCCGAUCAUCGACGACCGCAACGCCGCCCAAAAGCUGCACGGUAUCUUCCAACGCUUCGGCCCCUUUGAAAGCAGCGAGGAUAGAUACAAGUUCCUUUUCGGAAACAACAGCCAGCCAAAAUCCUGA